CUGUGGUCAUUUUUACUUUUUAGGUCUUGGUUCAAAGACUCACAGGGUUCAGGGCGCACUGGCUGUGAGUAGGAGGAGGCCUGGGAGGCAGCGUGCCUGCUGUGCAGGGUCCCAGCGCUCAGAAUGGAUGUGAACUUUGAGGACGUGGCCAUUGCCUUCUCUCAGGAGGAGUGGGGGCUCCUUGAUGAGGCUCAGAGACUUCUAUACUGCGAUGUGAUGCUGGAAGUGUUUGCACUUGUAUCAUCUCUAGGUUGUUGGCAUAAAAUGGAAGAUGAGGAGGCCUGUUCUGAUCAGAGUGUAUCUAUACAAGGAGAGUCACGGGUCAGGGCUUCUAAGACAGCUCCAGCCACCCAGAAGAUCCCUCUGUGUAAGCAGUGUUUCUCUGUGUUAUAAGGUAUUUUACAUCUGACUGGUUCACAUGCAGCAUACUUUGAGCAGAAAGCCUUCUGUAGUGACGCAUGUGUUGGAGACUUCUGUUUCAGUGCAAACCCUCACCAACAACAGAGGAAUGAAUGUGGAGAGGAGCCCUGGAAAGAAACUAUGGACGGGGCCUCCUUUGUGAGCAGGUGCAGCUUCUUCUUAUCUUUGGUGCCUUCAACCAGCAGGGAGGUUGGGGAAGACUUGCAAUACAACUCAGAGCUUCCCCAGCACCAGGCCACUCCCAACACUGAGGAGCUACACUGUGGCAGUGAGAUUUCCCAGGAAUUUCUCAGUGGAAAAAGUCAUCACCAGUCGGGUGAAUGUGAAAAUGCUGCCAGCCACAACCUGAAAGUUGUUCAGUGUCAGGAUAUGUGUUCUGCAGAACUGAUUUGUGAGUGUAACAAAUGUAGGAAAGUGUUUAUACGAAACUUGAACGUCAUUCGACAUAAGGGAGUUCACACUGGAAAAAAGCCGUAUGAGUGUAAUGAAUGUGGGAAGUUCUUCAGAAAAAGACGUGCACUCAUUAAACACCAGAGAUUUCACACUGGCGAGAAGCCAUAUGAGUGCAGACAUUGUGGGAAGUUUUUCAGUUAUAAGUCUACCCUCAAACAACACAACAAAGUUCACAUAGGAGAAAGGCCAUAUAAGUGUAGAGAAUGUGGGGUAUCCUUUAGUCAAAGGCCUCACUUCAAUGUACACCUCAGAGUUCACAUUGGAGAGAAGCCAUAUGAGUGUACAGAAUGUGGAAAGUCCUUUUGUCUAAGGGCUAACCUUGCUAGACACCUCAGAGUUCACAUUGGAGAAAAGUUGUAUGAGUGUAGAGAAUGUGGGAUAUCCUUUCCUCGAAGGUAUCACCUCACUGAUCACCUCAAGGUUCACACUGGAGGGAAGCCAUAUCCAUAUGUGUGUAGAGAAUGUGGGAUGUCCUUUCGUCUAAGGGCUCACCUCACUGUACACCUCAGAGUUCACACUGGAGAGAAUCCGUAUGCGUGUAGAGAAUGUGGGAUGUCCUUUUGUGAAAGGGAUCACCUCAUUGAACACCAGACUGUUCACACUGGAGAGAAGCCAUAGGAGUGUAGAGAAUGUGGGAUGUCCUUUCGUCGAAGGGCUCACCUCACUGAUCACCUCAGAGUUCACAAUGGAGGGAAGCCGUAUGAAUGUACUGAAUGUGGAAAGUCUUUUACCCAAAAAAAUAGCCUUAUUAAACAUCUGAGAGUUCACACUGGAGAGAAGUUUUAAAUGUGCGGGGAAUGUUUUAUUUUAUUCACUUAGAACAACAACACUGAUGGCGACUCUUUGGGACCUGUUUUCCUGAAUUUAAACCCCUUUUUAAUGGAACGUACACUCUGCUAGAUUCCUCCUAAGUUUCUGGUACAAGUGAGGCUUGACGGAGGUGCAUUGCACUUGGUAAGAUGCCCAGAACUAAUACCUGAAUGAUUUGUGGCUGAAGAGAUUUCCCCUCUACCACCUGGCUCACCUGAAGACUGUGUAUCAGUCCCAACCCCUGUGGCAUCAGGGGAAAUGUAUUCUAUGUUCUCACUUGUGCUUGAGAACAUUAUGAUUAUUCCAGCUCCUGACAGGAUCUUCAUUCCUUUAUCUCUGAGGAGGUAAUACACCUGACCCAGGGUCAUCCAGGGCACCCAUCCUCAGCUAAGAAGUGCUGCCUCUGUUAGGGACAUGUGGUUCUCACAUUAUGCUGUGAUGAAUUGUUCCAGAUUCUAAUUCGCCAACCUGCAAACCGCUUGCUGUCCUCUGUUCUGAUUUAUGAUCUUUUAGUAAAGAUUUUUUUUUCUUUUGUACCUUUAAUUUGUUAUAUUCAUUUCCAGGGAUGAUUUUCAAGCACAAUUGUGAUCUAUCAUCAUGUAGAGUUAACAGAUAUUGUGUGGAUCCAAAACUUUCUGUGCUUUAGGAGGGAUAGCAUAACGCAAGAAAAUAAUUCCUUGAGCAAUAUUGGUCAUAUUGCAUUGCUGCUAAGGCCUUGA
Myotis daubentonii (Daubenton's bat) is the source of this 2402-nucleotide messenger RNA. RefSeq lists its product as uncharacterized. Gene Ontology annotation, biological process: regulation of transcription by RNA polymerase II. The record is from RefSeq and is a predicted model, not a curated record. Gene Ontology annotation, cellular component: nucleus. Gene Ontology annotation, molecular function: DNA-binding transcription factor activity, RNA polymerase II-specific; RNA polymerase II cis-regulatory region sequence-specific DNA binding. NCBI's taxonomy places the organism in Eukaryota, Metazoa, Chordata, Mammalia, Chiroptera, Vespertilionidae.